Molecule: messenger RNA, 1308 nt
Organism: Miniopterus natalensis
Lineage: Eukaryota; Metazoa; Chordata; Mammalia; Chiroptera; Miniopteridae
Source: RefSeq, a predicted model, not a curated record
UCUCUAACGGUCUCAGCACAUCUUCCCAAACAGGAAAAGCUCCAGAUGUCCCUGGAACUUACGAGGAAAGAGAUGGAAGAGGCCUUGACUCAGGAGGCCAACAUGGGGAAGAAAACUGUCAUUUGGAAGGAGAAAGUGGAGACGCAGAGGCAGCGCUUCAGGCUGGAGUUCGAGAAGUACCGCAGCUUCCUGGCCCAGGAGGAGCAGCUGCAGCUGCGGAGGCUGGAGCAGGAGGAGCGCGCCACGCUGCAGCGACUCCGAGAGGGCCAGAGGCAGCUGGCGCAGCGUGGCAGGGCCCUGAGGGAGCUGGUGCAGGAGCUGGAGGACCGCUGCAGGCUCCCAGCCUUGGAUCUGCUGGAGGGGGUGAGAGGAGCCUUGAGCCGAAGUAGAAGUGUCGCAGCGCUGGAGCCAGAGACCAUCCCCAUGGAGCUGAAGACAAUGUGUCGCAUCCCUGGGAUGAGAGAAAUGUUGAAGAAGUUCCAAGUUGAUGUAAAGCUGGACCCUGCCACAGCUCAUCCUAGCCUCCUUUUGACUGCUGACCUGCGCAGUGUGCAGGAUGGAGAACUGUGGAGGGAUGUGCCCAACAACCCCGAGCGAUUUGACACGUGGCCCUGUAUCCUGGGUUUGCAGAACUUCUCAUCAGGAAGGCAUUACUGGGAAGUCGUGGUGGGAGAAAGAGCAGAGUGGGGUUUAGGAGUCUCUGAAGACACAGCGCCAAGAAAGGGGGAAACUACACCAUCUCCCGAGAAUGGAGUCUGGGCCAUGUGGCUGUUGAAAGGAAAUGAGUACAUGGUCCUUGCCUCCCCAUCAGUGCCUCUCCUCCACCUAGAACGGCCUCGUUGCAUUGGAAUUUUCUUGGACUAUGAAGCAGGUGAAAUCUCCUUUUAUGACAUCACUAAUGGGUCUUACAUCUACACAUUCAACCAACUGUUCAAUGGUAUUCUCCGACCUUACUUUUUCAUCUGUGACACAACUCCUCUUAUCUUGCCACCUAUGACAGAAGCAGAGUCAGGAAAUAGUGCAUCCAGCAGUCAUCCUGACCCUGCUUCUAAUGUUAGAGAUGACCAUUCCUAAAAUUCUGUUUGGAGAUACACUCUAAGUGUAGCAAUUCCCUGGAGUGGAAUGGAGGAUAUAUUUUGUAUUAAACAAAUAUAUCUAUAUAUUCAUUAUAUUUUUCUCAUUCCUUUCCAUAUCCUUUCAUUUCAAAUCUUCCACAUAUUAACAAUUAUAAAUUGCAGUUCUUUUUUUAAAAAUAGUUUUUAAAAUUUUUCAAUUACCAUUGACACACAAUAUAUUAGUUUCAGGCAU